CCCAUCUUCUGCAGCGCCAUGCCGGUUCUUGUGCAGUGACGACGGGCGUAUACCCGUCGUCUCAUCCUGCUUAGAAAAACUAGACUAUAGAGAAUACUCGUAGACCAACCCGAUGUCUUCGACGCACGUCCUCGACUCUACCCCGCCUUCGACUUUCCUUCCGCCGCUCGCGCGUCUGCGUGCAACCUCGACGGAAGACAUAGCCUCGGCUCUCGAGCACAUCCGGCAGCUCUACUGGCCAGAGACAUGCUGCAAAGCUCCUCUUCCGCCUCACUUCACGAUCCCCGUUCGCCAUAUCUCCACGUUGAUACACGACACGACCGUGCCCGAUUCCGGUUACGCAUCCGGCAAUGAGGAUGAAGGUCGAUUGGAGGACGAAGUGCUGCUCGACGAGGACGACGAUGCUCUCGAGGCACUGCGGGCCGAUACUUUCGAGCGCUCGUUCGUGCUCAGGUGGCUGACGGGCCUAAUCGCACGUGGAGAUGCCUGGACGGACACAAUAGACGAAGAAGGUCGACUCGAGGCAAUAGACGAAGCUUCUUCGAUAUUGUCGGCAUUCACUGGGACGGAAGAGGAGGCCGAGGUUGCCGUGACACGCGAGCUGGCGUUCCGAUCCAAGAGUGGUGCUUCGGUCAGCGUCCAGCUCAACGACGCGCCGCUAUCUACCAACGACCACACCUCUGUCGGCCUCCAGAGCUGGGCGAGCUCCAUCGUCCUAGCCGAGCGUAUGUGUACCAGUCCAUCGCGCUUUGGUUUGGGAACAUCGUCGCGUAUACUCGAGCUUGGCGCGGGCACGGGCCUCCUCAGCAUCGUUGCGGCGAAGCUGUCGCGGACGUCGACCGUUGUUGCCACGGAUUACCACCCCGAUGUCCUCGCCAAUUGCCAGGCGAAUAUCCGGACGAAUGCAUCUGGCUCCGCACCCGUUGCCGUGAAGCGGCUGGACUGGCAAUACCCGGAAUACGAUGAUGAACUAACCAUGCCGUUCGACAUCGUGCUGGCGGCGGAUGUCAUCUAUCAUCCCGAACAUGCUCGCUGGCUCAAGGGCUGCGUCGAGAAGACUAUGCGUCCAGGUGGAGUCUUCUGGCUCAUGAUACCCGUCCGCGCUACCGGUCGGCAUGAGGGCAUGUACCGUACGGUGGAGGAGGUGUUCGCGCAGGGUGGUCCUGGGCUGGUCGUCCUCGAGGAGGAGCACGUCAUGCGGCGGGAUGGUGUCGGGCGCGCGGACGAGGUUGGGUACAGACUGUAUAGGAUAGGAUGGGCUGACAAUGCACUCUAAUACAGAGCUC
Schizophyllum commune H4-8 is the source of this 1286-nucleotide messenger RNA. RefSeq names its product S-adenosyl-L-methionine-dependent methyltransferase. The record is from RefSeq and is a predicted model, not a curated record. NCBI's taxonomy places the organism in Eukaryota, Fungi, Basidiomycota, Agaricomycetes, Agaricales, Schizophyllaceae. The transcript has a single exon. The coding region runs from base 113 to 1276 and encodes 387 amino acids.